Molecule: messenger RNA, 2014 nt
Organism: Lucilia cuprina (Australian sheep blowfly)
Lineage: Eukaryota; Metazoa; Arthropoda; Insecta; Diptera; Calliphoridae
Product: protein boule
Exons: 6
Coding region: 1550-1999 (149 amino acids)
Molecular function (GO): RNA binding
Source: RefSeq, a predicted model, not a curated record
GGCCAUUGUAUUUAUGUUGCAGUGCAUCAUCAUCAUCAUCGUAUGUAUCUUAUCGCAUAUGAGGCUUGAAGUAUAUUGACAGUGCAUUUUGACAGUAGUUUAGUGGUGGUUUUGUGGGUGUUUAUUGUGGCAGUGGAUUGGGCCCUAGUGUGGAUUAAAACACCAAACAUCAAAAACAGGAGCAAUAUAGCAGCAUUUAAAGAAAAUUCUAAAAAAGAAAGAAAACUAGACAUCGACAAAAGAUCUAUACACGCAGACCCCUAAAAGAGGAAGAAGAAGAAUAAGUAGCAGCAACAUAACAAGAAGGCCAAGAAAGUACAAAUUUUGUAUUUUUUUUCUUCUUCUCACAGACACUCUUGCCAGCCAGUCAGCCAGCCAGCCAACGAGCCAAUCAACACCGCUACAACCCCAACACGUAAUUUUCAAAUUUCAAAAUAUUUUCGUACAAAAGUUUCUAAAACAAAACUACUACAACUGCAAAAACAACAACAACAACAACAAUUGCUUGCCUAACAUUUUCAAAAAUAUUUUCGAAAAAAAAUAGUGAAAAGUGCAGUCAGCCAACAAACAGCAGCCAUAGAAUUCUUUCGUAGAAACAACACAGACAAAAAUACAAACACUUGGACAGACAGACACAAAUAGUUUCAUCCUGUAGCUAAAGUAAAAAUUGCAAUAAAUCCAACAACAAAAAGAAAGCAACAACAGUGUGACAAAAAGAUAAAAAAAAUUUAAGCAUAACAUUUUCAACACGCGGCAAUAGAUCUCCUCUAGAUUAUAACAUACUCAAACAGUCAUACAGUCAGUCGUUUAGAUACACUCAGAUACAAAUAAAUAAAAAAUAAAUUUAAAUAAUUUUAAAUUCUAUAGAAAUCAAGAAAAGGAACUAAAGAAAGAAACGUCGACUAUAGCAAAAAUAAAAAAUAAAAUAUAAAAGAAUAAAAGUAUCUAAAAAUAUCUAUAAAUUUUGUUGAAAAUAUCACAAAAAAAUCAGCUGAAUAACAAACCAACCCAUACGUACUUAAAUUAAAAGAGUGAUACUAAAAUAAUAUAUAUAAAAAUAUAUAUAUUUAACGAAAAAAAUUGGUUGUAAAGCAAAAUAAAACUUAACGAAAAACUCUCACAAAAAAACGGAAAGAAAUAAGCAAAAAAAAAUAAAAAUCAAAACGACUUGUUAUUUUGAAUAUUUCAAAAAGAAAAUUUAUUUUAUUAAAACACAAAGAACGAUCUCUGCCUAAUUAAAAAAAAAUAAUAUUAAAAAAAUAUUAUUAUUAAAAUAACAAUUUGCUUCUUUAUAAAUAAAUAAUAAUAAAAAAACCUUGUCAUCGAAUUGUUAACAAUAAUUUAAAAAAAGCCAUAAUUUAAACACAAGAAAAAUAAUACGGCCGUUAUCUAGUUUUUAAAAUUUAAUAUCUUAAAAAGAAAAAUAUUAGUUUUAUUUUUAAAACUCUAGUUAGUUAAACGUCAACGUGCGCAAGAUUUAAAACAAAAGCUCAAAGCUUAAGCUAAGCUUAAAACAAACCUACAAAAAUAACUUUCAUUCACUUACCCUAUGCAUAAAAUGGCAGCACCCACUGGAGCAGCGCCACCGGCGGCAAUAGAAGGUGCCUUGUCGGCCCCCAAAUAUGGUACACUGAUACCGAAUAGAAUUUUUGUGGGCGGUAUAAGUGGCGACACAACAGAAUCCGAUUUGUGUCGUGUCUUCUCCGCCUAUGGUAAUGUUAAGUCCACAAAGAUCAUCGUGGAUCGUGCUGGAGUUAGUAAAGGUUACGGAUUUGUGACUUUUGAAACGGAACAGGAAGCUCAAAGGCUGCAAACCGAUGCUGAAUGUGUUGUACUGAGGGAUCGUAAAUUAAAUAUUGCGCCAGCCAUUAAAAAACAGUCAAUUGUGGCUGCAAAUGGUGCUGUCUAUUACACAACUACACCUCCAGCUCCCAUUAGUAAUAUGCCUAUUGAUCAAUUUGCCGCCGCUGUUUAUCCACCAGGUAUUUAUGGUAUUUAAAUUUAAAAAUGUUUU